This is a messenger RNA of Melopsittacus undulatus (budgerigar), 1389 nucleotides long. RefSeq names its product F-box protein 47 (gene FBXO47). Gene Ontology annotation, molecular function: protein binding. The transcript is spliced from 10 exons. NCBI's taxonomy places the organism in Eukaryota, Metazoa, Chordata, Aves, Psittaciformes, Psittaculidae. The record is from RefSeq and is a predicted model, not a curated record. The coding region runs from base 1 to 1356 and encodes 451 amino acids.
AUGACCUCCACCCCAGGGACCAGCUACACCUCUAUUCCUAAUCAGAAAUACAGGCGCAGCACCCGUCGCUCCAGACACCCCUCGGACACAGAUUCCCAAGCUCUGGAAACACUUGGAUAUUUUCAAACACUUCCACUAGAGAUCUUUCAAAUGCUAUUGAAUUAUCUUUCAGUGAAGGAUAUCAGCAUGCUGAGCAUGGUGUCGAAAACCAUCAGCAACCACCUUAUGAAUUACAUCUCAACCUCAGCAGGAAACCAAAGGCUCUUACUGCGAGACUUCCAUAACCUUGAGCUACCUGGCAAGGGAGAAGGAUCCUAUAUUUUAGAGCACUACAAAUCUCUAGGAUUGUUGCUUAAAAGAUGCACCCUUCUCCUGCCUACUAAAGAGAGGCUGAAGUACAUACACAAGGUUCUUUCAGGAGUUUCCUGUUUCAAGCUUAGUGGUUGUCCAAGUCCUCUGCAUUGUUUGGGAUUACAGUGCUAUGGGGUAUUUUUACAGAUCCUAACAGCAGGCUGGGAUGAACUGGAGUGUCACCGGGUUUUUAACUUCCUCUGGGAGCUGAGCAGUUUAGCCCGUAAAGUACAGACAGUUGUGAGCAGCAAACCAGGAAGUGCCCAGAAGCUGGAGCUGAGGAUCAGGUUGUACUGUCGCAGUGUCUUGUUGAACCACUGGAUUCAUCGCAGCGACUCCGCGUUCUGGCUGACCCGGAUUUUGAAGCCAUGGCCCAUGGUUAACCAAGCUCGCCUGCUGUACAUCAUCUUUGGGCCAGUGUCCUCUCUUGAUGGACACGUGGUUUGGCAGAAAAUGAUACAAGGACCAACAGAUGAAGCCAGCCUGAAAGGUCUAGCAGAGGCCAUUAAACUGCUGUAUGAUGCAGAAGCUAGAGAAUGGACAGCAGACGAUGUCAUCAGUCUUGUGGAUGAGUUGUCAGUGGUUCCAAGGGAGUGGCUCAUGGAGAACAAUGCUCGGCUGCUCAUUCUGAGUGGAAACAACAUCUGCUUCACAUACUUGGCCAGUAAAGCUGUGAACGGGCGAGUAGCUGAGCUAGCCAGGCUCAUGGUGUUCCUGGCCUUGGUCUGUGAGAAGGACCUGUACUGCAUGGACUGGGCAGUAAAAAUGAUGCAGAAGGUCUGCAAAGUUUUCAGCACUCCAGGGGAGAGAAACUACUUUCUGCAGUGUCUGGAGAACGCCUUUGCUCACCUCAUCAUCGACAUGCUCCAGGCAGUGCUGUCUGGGGAUCGUGACGAAGAGGACAGCAGCUUCUUGAACUUGUUUCACCUUGUAAAUGCACAAGCGAACUUCCAUAAGGAAAUCCUGUACCUGAGCAUGGUCAGCCCCAGCAGCAGCUCCGCCUGAUGCUCCGGGGGUGCCGGAAUCUGCUCCAAUCCU